AGGAAGGAGCCUAUGCAUGAGAGAGGAGGAGGGUAGACCAUGAAUACCAAAUAGACUUCUAGAGCAGCAGUAACCUUCGAAGGAACCUUGGAGCGUCCUGGGGAAUCCCAGUCCACUCUCCCCUUGCAGGCCAGCACCAUGCGGCUGAGAGGCGCCUCGGGGCUCCGUGCUGUCAGUGAGGAGGUGGUGGAAGCGGCGGCGGGAGAACCAGCUCUCGCCCGCCAGGGCUGGCUCUGAACCGAGCGCAGAUGCAGCCGCAGAGGACUGCAGCUAACGGCAGCCCGGGCCAGGACGAUGGAUGGGCGGAGGUUCGGGAGGAGCAGAGGCCGGCGAAGCAGUCACUGAGCACCUCGGUUUGCCGGGAGUCACACUGGAAGUGCCUGAUCCUCUCCCUCCUGAUGUACGGCUGCCUGGGGGCAGUGGCCUGGUGUCAGCUCACCCGGGUGACCAAGCUGCGCUUCGACAGCUCCCUGAAGGGCAAGUCCAUGAUCUACCACGACAGCCCGUGCUCCGACGGCUACGUCUACAUCCCGCUGGCCUUCCUGGCCAUGCUGUACGCCGUCUACCUGGUCGAGUGCUGGCACUGCCGCGCCCGCAGUGAGCUGCAGCACAAGGCGGACGUCGACAGCGUCUACGAGCGGAUCGGCCGCAUGCGGCGCGCGGCGCCCUGCAUCUGGUGGAAGGCGGUCAGCUACCACCUGGUGCGGCGCACGCGCCAGGUCACGCGCUACCGCCACGGGGACGCCUACACCAGCACGCAGGUGUACCACGAGCGCGUCAACACGCACGUGGCCGAGGCGGAGUUCGAGUACGCGCGCUGCGGCGUGCGCGACGUCUCCAAGGAGCUGCUGGGCCUCGAGCGGCACCCGGCCACCCGCCUGCGGUUCACCAAGUGCUUCAGCUUCGCCAACACCGAGUCGGAGAACAGCUACCUGAACCAGAGGGCGAGCUUCUUCAGCGAGAUCGAGGGCCUCGACGACUACAUGGAGGCCCGCGAGGGCAUGCAGCUCAGGAACGUCGACUUCAAGGACUCCAUGAUGGUGUACGUCGACCCCGACCGCCCGCCCUGGUACAUCUCGCCGUACGCCUUCUGGGCGGCCGGCCUGCUCAUGCUGUCCUGGCCGCUGCGGGUCCUGGUCGAGUACCGGACGGCCUACGUGCACUACCACGUGGAGAAGCUCUUCGGCCUGGAUUACUGCGCCGCGACGCCGACCGAGGAGGGCGGCGCGUACUCGCCGCCGGCGCCGCUGCCCCCCGCCCGGCUGGGCACGGUGGACAGCACCGAGCUCGAGUGGCACAUCCGCAGCAACCGGCAGCUCAUCCCCAGCUACUCGGAGGCCGUGCUGAUGGACCUGGCCUCGCUGUCCGUGUGCAACGGCUACUCGGCCUGCGGCGUGGUGCGGGCCGCCGACUGCGACGGUCGCUCCAGCAGCUCCUCCAUCUUCUCCCGCAACGUGUGCCGCAGCCAGUCGCGCUUCUCGCUGGACACCAGCCGCUUCUCGCUGUGCCGCCUGCACGGCUCCUGGCGGGCCGGCCUGUGGCACAGCCGCAGCAGCAACGUCAACGAGCGCUGCCGCGACGACCACUGCCGCUCGUACUCCAGCCAGCUGGCGAUCAGCGAGAGCCCGCCCAACUACCACGACGCCCGCUUCUUCCCGGUGCUGAUCGUCCACCGGCCGUGCCAGGCUCGUGAGGCGGACGGCCGCAGCAGCCUUUCAAUGGCUAUUGCAGGAACCUCACUGCAUGUGGAUGGUGCUGUCUUCAGUUUAACAAAUCAAAGCCCUUUCAACCUGCCUGUUUCAGUAAAGAAACUGUUCCUGCUAUGAUGACCCUAGUGACAGAUUGCAAAACAGGUACUGUGCUGGGAAAUCCAGGAGGUUUAAGGCGGCUCAUAAUUCUAAAUUUUAAAUUACCUUAAUUACUUGUUCAACAAGGUUUCCAGAUCCACCUUCAAUCUUGCCACAGGACUCCCUGCAAUAUCCCCGAUGGAU
Molecule: messenger RNA, 1991 nt
Organism: Chiloscyllium plagiosum (whitespotted bambooshark)
Lineage: Eukaryota; Metazoa; Chordata; Chondrichthyes; Orectolobiformes; Hemiscylliidae
Source: RefSeq, a predicted model, not a curated record